UGGCUCAUCCAACCAUCGGGCGUUGCCGAACGCAUUUCAGCAUAGUGAGAAUGCGGGCCUGACUAGGCCUGACUGUCAAUCACUGGCUGCAAAACAAGUCUACCUUUGCGAGACUUGAUUUGAACACUGCAACUAUGGCGAACCCACCGCUUCCUCUCACCCGGUCGUCCGUUCAAACCGCUCACAAAGUGAUCAAGCCUCGCAUCCACCACACCCCCAUCUUUGCGUCUUCCUCGCUGUCUGCAUCUCUUCCGGGACAGAAUACGCUCUAUUUCAAAGCCGAGAACCUACAGAAAGGCGGUGCCUUCAAAUUUCGCGGCGCAAGCUAUAGCUUGAGCUGCCUCACAAAAGAAGAGCUCGACAAGGGCGUCUGCACGCAUAGUUCAGGCAAUCAUGCUGGUGCGCUGGCGCUGGCAGCCAAGGAACAGGGCGUGAAAUGCUACGUGGUCAUGCCAAACAACUCUUCCCAGCCCAAGAUUGAUGCCGUCCGGGCUUAUGGAGCCGAGAUCACGUUCUGCGAGCCCAAUGCCGCCGCCCGUGCAGCGACCCUCGCGGUGGUGCAGGCGAGAACGGGCGCGACGUUUGUACCUCCGUACGAUGCCGUCAACACGAUCCUUGGUCAAGGAACCGCCCUACUGGAACUCAUCGAGCAGGUCCCAGAGCCUUUGGCGGCAGUGAUCGCUCCCGUCGGUGGUGGUGGUCUGCUCGCGGGCACGGCGCUUGCUGCGGAAGGCACAGGCGUGCGAGUGUUCGGUGCUGAGCCUGCGGGUGCAGACGACUGCGCGCAGGGCCUCAAAGAAGGCAAGCGACAGGAAGACGUCAAGGCGAACACAAUCGCAGACGGGCUGCGGACGCCGGUGGGCGUGAUCAAUUUCCCCAUCAUCCAGGAGAAGGUCGAGCGGGUGGUUGUCGUCUCUGACGAGGAGAUUGCCGAUGCGAUGCGGCUGAUGUGGGAGCGGUUGAAACUCGUCGUCGAGCCGAGUGGCGCGGCUGCGUUCGCUGCGGUACGCAGUCCGGCGUUCCAGGAAUUAGGCAUUAAGGGGGCGGUUGGGAUCAUCAUCAGCGGAGGUAACAUUGACCUGUCCAGGCCGUUGCCGUGGUGUACAUAACAAGCAGCCGUUGAAUGCACCACAUGAGAUGCCUUGUCUUGACAUAGACGAAUUUCGGU
Laetiporus sulphureus 93-53 is the source of this 1168-nucleotide messenger RNA. RefSeq names its product tryptophan synthase beta subunit-like PLP-dependent enzyme. Gene Ontology annotation, biological process: pyruvate biosynthetic process; D-serine biosynthetic process; L-serine metabolic process. NCBI's taxonomy places the organism in Eukaryota, Fungi, Basidiomycota, Agaricomycetes, Polyporales, Laetiporaceae. Gene Ontology annotation, molecular function: magnesium ion binding; threonine racemase activity; L-serine ammonia-lyase activity. The coding region runs from base 135 to 1109 and encodes 324 amino acids. The record is from RefSeq and is a predicted model, not a curated record. The transcript is spliced from 4 exons.